Molecule: messenger RNA, 682 nt
Organism: Nematostella vectensis (starlet sea anemone)
Lineage: Eukaryota; Metazoa; Cnidaria; Anthozoa; Actiniaria; Edwardsiidae
Product: N-acetyltransferase 9-like protein
Exons: 7
Coding region: 79-675 (198 amino acids)
Biological process (GO): protein acetylation
Molecular function (GO): N-acetyltransferase activity
Source: RefSeq, a predicted model, not a curated record
CUGUGUUUAUUUUGGCGGCAAAGAACUGUGGGUAAUUUUCAAUAUGGCGGACGACACGGCGCGAAACUCCUCGAAAAAAUGAAGAUCAAUAGCGAGGUUGCUCUCGUUGGAAACCAGAUUAUACUAGUGCCAUACAAGGAGAAACACGUUCCCAGGUAUCACGAAUGGAUGCAGUCUCCUGAGCUCCUUGAGCAAACAGCAUCGGAAAGACUAAUGCUGCAGCAGGAAUAUGACAUGCAACAAAGCUGGCUCAACGAUGAGAACAAGUGCACUUUUAUUGUCCUUGAUAAGCAGAAAUGGAAUGACAAUGGCAACAAUGAGAUAGAAAGUAUGGCGGGGGAUGUUAACUUGUUUUUUAAUGACCCUGAUGACUUGCAUGUUGCAGAGAUUGAAAUCAUGAUUGCAGAACCUUCUAGCCGGGGGAGGGGUCUGGGAAAAGAAGCUCUGCUUAUCAUGAUGUCAUAUGGUAUUUCAAAGCUCCACGUCAAUAGGUUUACUGCUAAAAUCGGUCAUGACAAUGAACCAAGUUUAUCUUUAUUUAAUAAACUAGGCUUUACAAAGAUAUCUGAGAGUGAGGUGUUCAAGGAAGUGACACUAAAGUUUGAUAGCAAUAAUUUUACCAAUUUAACUGCUGAUGUAACAGAACUGCAUUACCCUAUUAAAACCCAAGCUUGAUAGAUAA